Molecule: messenger RNA, 1642 nt
Organism: Candidula unifasciata
Lineage: Eukaryota; Metazoa; Mollusca; Gastropoda; Stylommatophora; Geomitridae
Source: the annotation of a GenBank genome assembly
AUGGAUACCAGUGUUCCAACCACAAGUUCAGGUCGCAGAAUGCGCCUUUCUGCGGCCGAAGCUCUGAAAUUGUUUCAGUCAGAUGUUUUUAAUUCUGAUAAUGAAAAUGAAAAUUUAGAUUUUUCGGAAAGUGAUUCGGACGGUGAAUUUUUACCAGCGGCAGCUGAGCGAUCAGCUGUUAUGGAAUCCAGUAGUUCUGAUGAAUCUGAUACAGAGAAUGUUCCAUUGUUACAAUAUUUAGGAUGUAAGAGAAGGAAAGUGCUCCAAACAAAUAGAAAGACCAAUUCUGGUGAAGGAUGGGAAAGAGUCGAGGAUGGAGUUUUAUCCAGAACUUUGAAUACUUUUCGCUUUAGUCCCAAAACAACUCCAGGGGUGAACCCUGAAUUGGUGUCUGAAAGCUCAACUCCUCUUGAUUGCUUUCUGGCACUGUUUGAUGAUGAAGUACGGACUUCUCUGUUGGAUGCAACAAAUACGUAUGCCACAUUGAAGAAAACACAGAACAAUUCUGCUCGCAAACAUUCUGUCUUUGCGAGCUGGAAUAAUCUUGGAAUUUAUGAAUUGUAUAAAUUCAGUGCGGUGCAGAUGGCAAUGGGAAUCUGCAAGAGGCCGAGCAUACAGGAUUAUUUCUCCACACGAAAUGUUUUUAGCACCAGUUUUUACUCACAGACCUUCAGUUGGAACAGAUUUCUUAGCAUUUUCCAAGCAAUGCUUCAUGUGGGAGAGCCUGAUGCUGAUGGAAAACUGAAAAUUGAGCCCUUCAUCAACAAACUCCUUGAAAAGUUUCAACUGGCUUUCACUGCCUACCAAGAAAUUGCUAUUGAUGAAAUGAUUGUUGGUUUCAAAGGAAGAUGGCAGUAUAAGCAAUACAAUGCCACAAAGCCUUCCAAGUAUCACAUCAAGAGCUUUGGCUUGGUAGACAGUAAAACCAGUUAUGUUGUCAAUCUGCUGACAUAUUACGGAAGCACCACAUCGUACAAUCCAACAAAUGAAAAUGAAAGCAGCCAUUCUAUACAGGUCUUCGACACAUUGCUAAGGCCUCUAGGAACUGCAUAUCAUAUCUUUGCAGACCGGUACUACACAACAAGAGUGCUCGUUGACCAUCUUCUGAAACAGAAGCAGUAUUACACCGGAACUGUUCAGCGUGGCCGCGUAGGGUUUCCGCAGUGGAAUGAUAAACUGCAGCAUAUGGCAUCAGAGUAUUUUUCUAAUUCCACAAGGUCAAUGCUGGCAGUCAGCUGGAAAGAUAAGAAGGCUAAGAAAACCUGUCCUAGUGUCAUCGACACAUACAACAACAAGAUGAACGGUUGUGACGUAGCUGACCAACGUCUCGGGUACUAUGGCCUGCACACCCGUAAAACGAAGCAGUGGUGGAAAAAGCUCUUUCAGUGGAUCAUGGAAAUUUGUUACAUCAAUGCAUAUGUUCUGUAUAAGGAAACCAGGCCAAGAACAACAAAAAUUCCACUGAAAGACUUCAAGCUCAAGCUGAUUGAUGAGCUACUCAUUGCAGCUGCUGACACCCCAGUCCAGCGUCUUCAACCAGGCAUGCAUUUGGUUGGUUAUGUAAAGCAGGACCGCCGAUGUGCAGUGUCUAGUACACCUGCUAAACCUAGGAGGACCAACUACAUCUGCGAAGGAUGUGAUA